Telopea speciosissima is the source of this 1524-nucleotide messenger RNA. Its product is annotated as (S)-8-oxocitronellyl enol synthase CYC2-like. Lineage: Eukaryota; Viridiplantae; Streptophyta; Magnoliopsida; Proteales; Proteaceae. The coding region runs from base 1 to 1524 and encodes 507 amino acids. The record is from RefSeq and is a predicted model, not a curated record. The transcript has 2 exons.
AUGGAAAGGAUCCCGAAGAACCAGGAUCCCCAACCCAAAGAGACCAAUGAUCUAAACUUCUCAAACAAAACAGCUAUAUCUGAUGAAAUAAUGAAAGUGUUACUUCCUCAAGGCAUCAAGGUGUCGAUGAUCGUAAGUUAUGAUGGAACUUCAGAUCUGAUGGAGCAUCUUAAAAACUUCAAGACCAUGAUGUUACUCCAUGGAGCCCUUGAUCCAAUCAUGUGCAGAGCCUUCACUGUUACUCUUACAUCCAGUGCCAAAGCUUGGUUCGAUCGUCUGGAACUGAGGUCAAUGAAACACUUCACUGAAUUGGGAAAGAUUUUCGUUGGAAACUUCUUGAGCAGCAAAAAUCAUAAGAAAAGUGCAGUAAGCUUGUCGGCGGUCAAGCAACGGAAAGAAGAAUCCCCCCGUUCUUAUCUGAUGCGUUUCAACAAGGGUGGAGAUGUGAAGAUAGCUUUUACAAGAGUCACAAACAUCUCGCACUGCAACUACUAUUAUAUACUGUUAAAUAUCAAACAAAUUGGUGAGGAGCUUGCAAGGACCUUAGCAGCUAGAGUUGGAUGGAAGGUGUAUGGCAUAGCUCGUAAAGCUGAUGAACUCCAAAUUCCAAGUUCUAACUAUCAGUUCAUCUCAUGUGACCUCUUAGACCCAAUUCAAACUAUAGAGAAGGUCUCUUUGCUUGAAGAUGUAACUCAUGUGUAUUGGAUCAGUUGGGCAAGCCAAUACCCAUUGGAUUCCCCUGAGUGUUGUGAACAGAACAAAGCUAUGAUGUCCAAUGCUUUGAAUGCUAUUCUUCCUAAAGCCAAAGCAUUGAAACAUGUCUCUCUUCAAACUGGAGGUAAGCACUAUCUCUCUCUUACUAGACCUUCUAAUAGUAAACCAAUUCUUUACUAUGAAGAUAGCCCAAGAGUUGAUCAAGGUCACAUCUUAUACUACAUUCUUGAGGAUUUGUUGAUGGAGAAACUAGAAGGGAAGGUGGCUUGGUCUGUUCACAGACCAGGAUUGCUUAUUGGGAUUUCUAAUAGAACUUAUUAUAACUUCAUAGGUGGGCUUUGUGUCUAUGCUUCAAUAUGUAAAUAUCUUAACCUUCCCUUCUUAUUUGGAGGUUCAAAAGAGUGUUGGGAAGAAGUUUAUAUCGAUGGUGCAGAUGCAAGGCUUGUUGCUGAACAACAUAUUUGGGCAUCAACAAAUGAAAAUAUCUCAUCUACUAAAGGUCAAGCAUUUAAUGUCACGAAUGGUCCAAGCUUCACUUGGAAGGAAAUCUGGCCUGCAAUUGGAAUCAAAUUUGGAGUGAAAUUGAUUGAAGAAGAAAUGUUUUCACCGGAUUUACGGUUUUCAGAAUUCAUGGCUGAUAAGGGAAGUAUAUGGGAAGAGAUUGUGAAGAAGGGAGGCCUGAGACAAACCAAGAUGGAAGAUCUAGCUAAUUGGCCUUUUAUGGAUAUCUUAUUCAGAUGCUCACACAAGAUUUUGCUGUCACCAGAAAAGGCUAAUAAGCUUGGCUUCACGAUGAUGUCCAAAAUAUAG